Tetranychus urticae (two-spotted spider mite) is the source of this 4034-nucleotide messenger RNA. Its product is annotated as putative protein phosphatase 2C T23F11.1. Gene Ontology annotation, biological process: protein dephosphorylation. The record is from RefSeq and is a predicted model, not a curated record. Gene Ontology annotation, molecular function: cation binding; protein serine/threonine phosphatase activity. NCBI's taxonomy places the organism in Eukaryota, Metazoa, Arthropoda, Arachnida, Trombidiformes, Tetranychidae.
AAGAAUUGAAAUUGAGAAAAAUAAAUUCUUGGAAGCUGCUUCUGCCGUUUAUUUUCAAAACAGUUAUUGAUGUUAUUGUUUUUUUUUGCCUAGUUUAAUUUACUAAUCGUCUUUAAACUGUGCUCAAUCUUUCGGAUUAUCAAUUUUUCCGACUACUGCGUGCUUUGAUUUUGAUUAACACCUCAAAUUAAAAUAUCUCGACGCUGUUGAUAGAACUCAGCAAAUAAUUUUGAAACAUCACCUUGUUAAAAUUAAAUCAAACGUCUUAACGAAUUAAGGAGCAAAAUCAAUUUAUUACAACAUGGGUCAAACCCUUUCAGAGCCUGUAACCGCCAAAGAGACAACUUCAUGUAACAAUCGUUAUGUAUCUGUUGGUGCCUCCUGUAUGCAAGGUUGGCGAGUUAGUAUGGAAGAUGCUCAUACACAUAUUCUUGACUUAAGUUCUACCGACCAGACUGCUAGUUUCUUUGCAGUUUAUGAUGGACAUGGAGGUACUCGCGUUGCUAAUUAUGCUGGUAAACAUCUUCAUGACAUCAUUAUGUCACAAUCUGCAUUUGAAGCUGGUGAAGUUGAAGAGGCCAUGAGACGAGGUUUCUUACAAUUGGACCAAGAUAUGCUUAGGGAUCCAGAUAUGAAAGACGAACUUGCAGGAAGUACUGCCAUAGUUUUGUUGAUUCGGGAAGGUAAAAUGUACAUUGCAAAUGUUGGGGACUCUCGAGCUGUAGCCUGUUGGGCUGGACGUACUGACCCUCUUUCAUUUGAUCAUAAGCCAAGCAACGAAUUGGAGGCAAAACGGAUUCAAGCUGCUGGUGGCUGGGUCGAGUUUAAUCGAGUUAAUGGAAAUCUUGCUCUUUCUCGUGCUUUAGGUGAUUUUGUCUUUAAAAGAAAUGAUGACAAAUCAGUAGAAGACCAAAUUGUUACCGCAUUACCUGAUAUUGAAGUGCGAACUAUUUCAGAGGAGUUGGAAUUUGUGGUUUUAGCUUGUGAUGGUAUUUGGGAUGUUAUGAGUAAUACAGAGGUUGUUUCAUUUAUAAGAACAAGAAUAGCCGCUAAAAUGGAACCUGCUAUCAUAUGUGAGGAAUUAAUGACACACUGCUUAGCUCCAGACUGUCAAACAGGAGGAUUAGGCUGUGACAAUAUGACUGUUUUGCUAAUUUGCUUCCUUCAUGGUAAAAGCUACGAAGAUUUAUCAGCUCGAUGCUCAGUAAUAAAUUCAACCAGAAUCAGGCGUCAUUCCAGUGGCUCUUUGGAUUCAUCUGAUUCUCUUCUUUGUAUGACAUCAUGUUCUUCUUCUACAUCUGAAAGUCAAGACGAGGAUAUAAUCAACCGAGAAAAUGAAGACGGUGAAUUGGAAUUAAACAGUAAUGAAAGUGGAACUCCUCCGUUAUCCAAGCUUGUUGAUGAUGGCUUGGCUGUCUCUUAAAAAUCUGCCAAUUCAUGAAAAACAGCCAUAGUUAUCUCUGCGAAUCUUUUUCACUUUACAGUUUAGGUGUAUCUUCAAACUUGAUCUUUUAAAAAUUGAACAAUCAACUGCUUAUUCCAGCCUUUAGAAACAAUCACCUUAAGCCAUGAAACAGUUUCCAUCAAAAUUACGAAUCACCGUUAGAUUGUUACAGUAGCAAGUUUUCUGUGAAUACAGAAUUUCAACUUCAAAUACAAAAAUCAAGUAAUGAAAAAAGUACAAGACAGAUUAAGUUGAAAAAUUUUAUCAUGUACAGCAGAGCAAAUAUUACUGAGUAACCAUAACUUUUGAAAGCGCUAUUGCGUCACAACUAGACUCCGAAGUUGUUUUUAUUACUUAAUCUACUUUUUCAUAAAGAAUACAAUUUAAGAAGAUCAGGUCGACAGAUACACCUUUAGCGUAUUGUCCUGCCCUACACUAUCCACUUUAGUCCUUUAACGUUUUUUCCUAUUCUAUCUUCGAUGAUAAUUUCCAUCGACCCGUCCCUUUCAUUCGUUUUUCAUCAAGCAACUGAAUAUCGCCUUUCUUUUUUUUCAUCCUCUCUAUCUUAAUAGUCUUAUUCAGUUCAUUGCUCUUUCCUAUUAUUCAUUAUAUCCUUACUUUGUCCUUUUCUUUCAUUUUCUUCUAUCUUUUCUCAUUGAACGUGCAUAGAGUCGCAAGUUGUACAGUGUUUACACACAAACAAAAUCUACCAUCACUAAUAAUACAAGUGAUGUAAGUAUAUUGAGCAAAGACUACAAAAAAAUUGAGGUGAAAUUUAAAAAUUCUUUAUGCUAAUAUCACCCAAUGAUUAAAGCGCAACAUUUCAGCCAAUUCAUUGCUAGCAUAGUCUAACCCAGUAAACUUAGAAUCGACUAAAUCUUUUCUAAGUACUAGGUUAAUUACAAGCGCAGAAAUUACAUGUUUUGCUGAUAUUCUUAUAAAAGCAUUAUGUUGGUAACACCAAGAGAAAAGUAUUUACUUGUUUAACAAAGUAUCAUCAGAGAAAUCACUAUUAGAGACAAAUUAUUAUCGUCCCUUCUUUCCUAUCUUCCGCCUUGAAAAAUUAUGUCCUUUAAGGGUCUACCUUCGUAGAUUUUUUUCUUUUAAUUACAUCAAGUAAUAAAGAGUGAGGUGCACAGAUAAGUCUUGACACGUGAAUUCUCCUUGUAUCAAUCUUACCAUCUGAAUUUACCUUGUCUUCCUUCACAAUAUUUCUCUUUCCUUCUACUUACUCUCCUCUCUUGCUAUCAACUCGCCCAAGAAUAAGAUCAUGAAAUCAAAACAUUUUUUCAACAAAGAACAGAACUAAGCCUAGACCUACAUGCACUGCAUCAAUAUUCUGGUUGAUAUUGUAAUGAACCUGUGAAUUCCUAUUCAUUUUCUUCCUUGAACCACUUCAUCCUCUUUUCACCUCCUUUACCAUAAUCACUUCUUUUCUUACUUAUCUUCUUUCUCUUGACUAUGUUACCUGUCAUUGUCUAAAAACAACUAACCAGAAACAGCCAAUACUCGAUGAGAAAAAUUGGGUUUCAAGACAAAGUCAAACCAAAUUUGAUACCUGUUGUUAAACCUUUUUUGAUUGGAUUUCUAUAAAGAAGAUUUAUGCACAUCCUGAUGAGAAUUAUGAUAAGUUGAUAAUGAUGUUAUCGUUAAACAGCUAAAAAUACAAAAGCUAACAAAAAAAUUAACUGAACGUAAACAAGCCAACAAAUAGUGAUGGAAACGGUAGCCUUGUGGUUCUCAAAGAUAAAUAAAGAUGAAAAAGAAACUGCUGCUCAAUCGAAUGACAUUACCAAAGGAUAAUGCUGUUUUUGAAAUUAUCUCCGAUAUUAUCUUGUGAACUCAUUUUUAUUGCCCAUUAUUAACUUAUAAUUCACAAUUUACAUUAUGGAUAAAUACCUGAGUUCAAAAAAAAAUUAGAUGGACCCAGGAAAUUUGACAAGACAUUUUUCCCUUUUUGUCAAAAUUCGUUUUUUGGCUCUUUUCUAGCAUCAACUUUAUUCAUCAUAAAAAAACAGAAUUUUCCUUUUCUUUUUCAAACGAAACAAAUUUCAUCAUCAUAAUCCCCAAUUCUUUCAUUUCUAAGUAACGAUUUGUCGAUCUCUUCUAAUUAACUUCUUUUAAAUUGUUACCUCAAACCUGAAAAUUUUUCUCCCCCUGAAAAAAAUCAUUUCCAGUCGCCAAUUACCAUGUUUCUAUGAUAAAACAAAAACCCAAUUUUCGUACAAGCAAUCAAAGGUUAAUCAGUGGAACAAAACUUGUUAAUUUCACAUUUAAUUCAAUAACUCUGUUCAACUCUUGUAUAUCAACGAUGUUUCACACCCUUUAUACAUUAUGAUUACCUUUUUUGCUGAUCAUCUCAUUUAAUACAUCCAUUUUUCCGCUUCAACAUUGAUCCAUUUUUUAACAUUAUUGUCGCCAUUGUCUCUUUACUAAAUGUUUUUCUAGAAACAACGUAAAAAAAGAAUCAAAAGAUUGCUUCGAGAAAAUCUUGUUUACUAGUCUAAUUACACUUUUUUGGUACAGUUUUUUUUCAUGUUGCAGCCAAUCUACCUUUCAUUUAAUAAAAUCUCAUUUCUCGUCUGUUUAA